CUUCAUAUUCUAUAUUCUCCAGACACUACAAAUACAAUAUGGACUCAGCAAAGAAACAAGACAUCGGUAACCUUGCUGCUUCAAUUGAUUAUUUUACAAACAGUCUUUAUCAAGCUGUGGCUACAGGAACCAAUGAAAAUGUCUUCAUGUCACCAUUCAGUGUUGCUACUGUUUUAUCAAUGGUUUAUUUGGGAGCAAGACAAAACUCUGCCAAACAGUUUGAAAAUGUUUUGAAGAUAACUUCUAAUCCAGAUUCUGUAGCUUUGGCUUUUAAAGAAUAUUUUUCACUUUUGAAAAACUCAGAUAAACUUGUCACAUCCAAUUUAGUGAAUCGUUUGUGCACCAAUGAAAAAUUCCCUAUUUCUGAAGACUACAAGAACAACAUGGUAAAAUAUUUCUUUUCAGAUAUUGAAAAUGUAGACUUCAUAACAAAUGCUGAGAAGACAAGAAUUACUAUUAAUGACUGGGUAAAGAAUAACACAAAUAACAAAAUUACUGAUCUGUUACCAAGUGGAAGUUUGACACCUCAAUCGGUUCUAGUUCUUAUUAAUGCUGUGUAUUUUAAAGGAAUGUGGGCUGAAAAAUUCCCAGAACAUGCAACAAAAUCUAGAAAGUUUUAUUUAAGUUCUGACAAGACUGUAUCUCAUGAUUUUAUGUAUAAAUCUGAAGAUUUUAAUACCAAAAUAAGCGACAACUAUAAAGUGGUUGAGUUACCUUAUAUAGGAAAAGCAUUUAGUAUGUUUGUAAUUCUUCCCAAUGAAAUCAAUGGUCUUGCUGCUUUAGAGAAGGAGAUUAAUGCUCAAUUUCUCAAAGAUAUUAUAGACAGAAAAGGAUUUCAAAUGAUGCUUCUAGAAUUAAAUAUGCCAAAAUUUCGUUUAGAGAGUAGUUUUCAGUUGGGUGAUGUUUUGAAAAAGCUUGGACUCUCUGAUAUUUUUGAUCCUCAAAAAGCUGAUUUAUCUGGAAUGACUGGUGGUGAGAAGAAUAUUUAUGCCAGUGAAAUGUUUCAUAAAGCAUUUGUUGAUGUUAAUGAAGAAGGAACGGAAGCUGCUGCUGCAAGUGGAAUGGUGGUCUCAAAUUAUAUGUCGAGAAUUGGGAUGCAAUUGAUGUCAAUCACCCAUUCACGUUUUUAG
Molecule: messenger RNA, 1130 nt
Organism: Octopus sinensis (East Asian common octopus)
Lineage: Eukaryota; Metazoa; Mollusca; Cephalopoda; Octopoda; Octopodidae
Product: leukocyte elastase inhibitor-like
Exons: 2
Coding region: 39-1130 (363 amino acids)
Molecular function (GO): serine-type endopeptidase inhibitor activity
Source: RefSeq, a predicted model, not a curated record